CUGAGGAGUUCAGAAUGAGCCUGGGCAGAGAAAGUUACCGCUGGACGGUCUCUCACAUGUCGUGCAGUGCUUGUGUUUAAAGGAUACAUACUUUUAGAAAAAGGUUAGUACCGACAUUACACAUUAUUAGGCUACAUUUGAGCAGGGCGUUAAGACGUCAAGAAGCUAAUUGGCGUCAACAUAGCACGACAAGGUACUGGACCUCACGGACAGGAAAGGUUUCUCCGUAAAGAAGGUGAAACACAGGAGUCACACUGUAAGAGGAGGACUAGAAACCUAAACCUGGGGAGACACCAGAGCCCCAGGGUGCAGGAAUGGAGCAGCUCAUAGAGUCACUGGAAAGAAAGCUGCAGAGACCCCUACUGGCAAAGUCCCGUACUCUCCCCAGCAUCCCCCAGUCCCCCACAGUCUCCCGAGUCCAUCACUCUGAUCUGAUUGGUGGGAGUCCUCCCCGCAGGAAGAACCCACCUGCUGCCAGCAGCCACCCGAAGGCUUGCACCCUGCCACCUGCAGGUGAGCUGUGGCGUCUGGAGGAUGACAUGGAGGGGGAAGACGAGCCCCAGCAUGGAGGCUGCAGCGAGGCCCGCCCCCGCUCCCAGUCACCCUUUUCCCAUUUCCGAGCACGUGCCGCCUACCUGCGCAAGAGCGUCUCAGCGGAUGAUCACCUGGACCUGGGCUCAGAAAACAGCUCGGGGACUGCAGCUGAAGGCAAAGUGAGCCGAGGCAACAAGGGGAAGUUGAAGAGAAAGUUUAGUCUGGGCUCAGCUGAUCGGAGGGAGAAUCCGAAUAAGAGGUCAGAGACGGGGAUCUACAAAUUCACUCAUCGCCUCUCCCUCAAAGAGCGUGUGGCAAAGGCAGAGAAGACUACGUCAGACAGACCCUCAUCCUACAGGAGACGCUCCUUGAGUGUGGACUGGGCUGACUCUGCCAAGAUGACGCAGCCCAUGAGGGGGGACCAGGCCCACCAGCCGGCCCCAGCCCGCAAGGCGGCCAGCCUGUCCUCACCAAGUGCAGCCCGCCGCCUUUACCGCAACUUGUCUGGAAAGUUCCGUGUAGGCACCAACCCCCCUGCCCUGGAGGACAGCCUGGUGUCAGGACGGGUGGCAGACAAGGAAAGGCUGCGCAAAACCACCAUAUUCCAGAGUAACGAAGCGUUGUUUGAAGCGGUAGAGCAUCAGGAGUUGGACCUGGUGCAGCUGCUUCUGUCCCAGUACAGUCUGGAGGAGCUGGACUUCAACACCCCAAACAGUGAGGGCCUCCUACCUCUCGAUAUCGCUAUCAUGACCAACAACGUGCCCAUGGCCAAGCUGCUCCUGCGAGCGGGUGCCAAGGAGAGCCCCCACUUCAUGAGUCUGGAGGGACGAGCGGUGCAUUUGGCCACCUUGGUGCAGGAGGCUGAGCAGCGGGUGUCAGAGCUCCAGGCCCAGGUUCGAAGCGAGGGUCCAGCUGAGCGGGAGGGAUCGGACCGGGAAAGGCAGCUAAAGGCCUGGGAGUGGAGGCUACGGCUCUUCAGACGAAUGCAGACUGGCUUUGAGCAUGCUAACCCUCCAGACGCUCCCAGUGUAGUUCGCCUGUCGGUCAGCAGCAGCACCAGUCUGAGGGUGGACUUCCAGGAACCGCAAUGUGUCAACUCUGCUGUGGUUACCAAGUACAAAGUGAGCUGGAGCAAUGCUCCUUCACUCAGUCCUUUGCUGUGUGAGCUUGUGGUUGAGGACACCAAUCUGCUUCAGGGAAACAUCACUGGACUCACUUCUGGGAAUCAUUACUAUGUCCAGGUGUCUGCCUACAACAUGAAGGGCUGGGGGCCACCAGUCAUUUCUACCCCUGCCUGCGCUGCACCUUCCAGUUGGAGGGAUAUUGAUGGCCGUGCUCCACGUCAGAGAGGCCAGAAGGAGGCGUUAGACCAGCUACUGGGACAGAUCAAAGAAGCUCACCGCCACUGCGUCUGCCAUGAACAGUGCAAAGCUCCAACACAAGGGAGGAAGCAUUCGGUAUCCAAAAGCCUGCGCCACCUCUUUCAACCCAACAGCAAAUUUGUGAAAAGCUUGAAAAGAGGACUCUAUCUGACCACCAUAUUUUACCGAGAUGACAACGUGUUGGUGACUCCAGAGGACCAGAUCCCUAUUGUGGAGGUCGAAGACUCCUACCCAAGCUCCCUCAUGCAGGACUUCCUCUGGUUUACUAAGGUAUCGUAUCUAUGGGAGGAGAUUCCCUGGCUGCAGCAGUGUCUCAGUCCCUCCCAGUCGUCCUGCUCCUGUACACUCCAGACUCGCCUGAAGAUGCUGCAGGCUGUCUCCCAGCUACAGGGCAUGCUGGGGACGCAGGACCUCGGUCAGGUGUAUUUUGAGCCAAUCAAAGACAAACAUGGAAACGCUCUGCUGGUGCUCCUAAAAGAUAUGAACACCUGUCCCAACCUGGAUGGGGUUCGUUGGACGCAGCUCUGCAAACUCCAGCUCCAGCGCAAGUCGGUCUCGUCUCCUGAAGAGCCCACGGCCUUAGACAUGCUCCUCAUCACGCUCCAUGAGAAGCUGGCAUAUCACAGGCGGGGCAGGAAGAUGUUGUCUCCAGGUUUGUACUUGGGCUACCUGAAGCUUUGUACAUCAGUGGAGCAGAUUAGAGUGCUGGUGCCGCAGAAACUCCCCAACGUCCUCUGUCACACCAAGAUUCGAGACAACUGCACUGUGUCCAGAGAGGAGUGGCAAUGGCUGCAGGCUCUCAGCUCUCUCGAGGAGACGUUGGAAAUGGACUGUGAAGAACAGAGUGCUCCACAUCGCCUCCUUCAGGACCUGCGCAGUGCCAUCAAGGACCUGAUGGCACACAUCAACAUCCCAGGCAAUCAGGCCCAUGACUUUCGGAUCUACAGCCAGGAAGUGGUGGAGUUUGGAGAGAACGUGUCCUUCCUGCUUCUUCUGCCACCUUCAGAUGAAGUGUGCACAGCUCCUGGUCAGAACAACUCGUACUCCCCUCGCUCUGGCUUCCUCACCCUGCCCCUGCAGAUCUUUGAACUGGUCCACUUUAAUGCCUAUUGCCCCAGCUUCAUCGGCCAGUACUGCAGAGUGUCGGCUCUGCUGGAGCUGGAGUCCCUCAUGUCCCAGCAGGCUUUGAGGGAGGCGUUCUCUGAGGCCGAGCUUAAUGCUGCGAAGAAGAAACACCAGCAGGUCCAGGAGCACAUUCAGCAAAUGGAGGAGGUGUGGCGUGACGCAAGAUGGAUCAUGGAUGCCUUGCAAUAUGCUCGCUACAAACAGCCAACAGGAGGAAUCUCCAUAAGCUGGAUUAUUGACUUCUCCAAGGAAGUGCUCCCUGAAAAGCCUCCCUCCACCUCCUCUCAGCCAGACUUCAUGCCCUCCCCGAUGCCUUCACCCGAAGCCUGCCACAAGCACUCAGAUUUUGCAGGACUGUCCGAUGAAGAGGGUUCCUCAGAGGUCUUCCUCACCACCGACAGUGACUAUGACUCGAGCCGUGCCCAGAGUCCUCGUGAGCUGGACUUGUUGCCCCCCUCCCCCCUCUCGUCUUCUGCGCCGUUAGAGCCCCGCUGUUUCCUGCGUAGUGACGGGAGCGGCUCAGCUGGAGUGUUGUGUCUCGGUGGGAGUGGACGUGGAGGGGGAGCUCUGAGGGAUUCCACGCCAGAUGUACUACAAGCCUCAGAGCCACAGCACAGGGGGGACAGUGAGCACUGUGGCGUGGGAGGAGGAGGAGGAGGAGUCCGAAGGGGGGCUCCGGAGCUGUUUGACAGUGACUUCAUCCUGCCCAGCAGACAGAUAGAGCUGCUGCACAUCACAGAGAAGAGACAGGCCUUCUGUGUGAGAACCAGCAGCCUGGAGUUCCCCUCCUCCACCUCGGCCCAUCACCAGCCUUACUGCCACCACACCACCUUCCCCUCGCCCUCCACCUCACCACGGAGAAGGUGUCACAGGCCGUCCUCUGUGGACCGUUGUUGUUCAGCAGAACGAUGCUUACCACCACUUCCCCCAGCGCGUACGUUAUCGGAGGACAGCGGCACUCAAAGACUCUCCUCGCCGUCUCCUGCUGCCCACAGGAAAGGCAGUCAUGCCACACUCAGAGUGUACCCACAGUACCGUACAGGCCUGCCAAAAGAGACCAGCGUGAAGCUCUGUGUCACUCCGGGAACAUCAGCACAGGAGAUGGUCCAGCUGGUGGUGCAGGAGAUGAACGUGGUAUGUCGGCGCAUGCUCAGUAGCAGUGGAGGAGGAGGAGAUCAGGAACAGUGCGUGUACUACAGUCCUGAACAGUUGAAGCACUUUGGCCUUGUGCUGGUUUUGGACAAUAGAGAAAAAUGGCUGCAGGAUGAUUUCUGUCCCCUGGAGCUCCAAAACCCCUGGCUGAGGGGAAAACUGUGCGUCCGAAUAAAAGAGUAUUCACCUCUAGCGCUCAAACACAGCCGGGCCACGACGGUGUGAUUCUUCCAGGAGAGAGAAUCAGAUUCAAGAGUUCAUGAAGGAACUGCUGGAACUAUUGUACAAAAAGGCACCCAAACUUGAAACUACCCACCUACACUCACACUGUGGUGUUCCACAAAGGCAUCUUCGACAUAUUUCUGCUGUGUUCAUGCUGAAAGACUCCUGUUUCUAUCAAAUUUGUUUUUUUAUGAUCAUCAGGGACCCUUGUAUGGACACCAAAUUAAUUAUAACAAAAUGGAUCAAAGAUAAAGGAACUCUACAAUCUGAAGAGUGAUCUGAUGCUGAGCGACAUCACUGGGGCGUCACUUUGAUUGACAAGUUGCCAAAAUGUCAUGAGCAGCAUCUCUGGCUUCUCUGCAACACGUGGACACGGCUUUUCCUCUGAACUAUCUCAUUGUGUCGUUCCUGAAGAGCUGUUCGCUGCAGCCGUUGGCCCCUUGUUACCAGGAUGUGAGCUCUGGACUUGAGUCAGAGGGCAAGAAGGAAGGGAAAAGUGCCAAAUGGGGGCUGAGUGACUCCACUUUGGGACGCACUCGGCCAAUGAUUUGGCCCUUCACUCAACUGCUCUUGGCUACUGUACUGUCUGGUAGAAAUGGCCAAAAAAAGGGAGAAAGAGCUUGAGGGGAGAGUGAGGAAAUGGAGGAGGGUGGAGGUUGCAUCUUUUGAACCUGGCACUGGCUCCCUGGUGCUCUUUCCCUACCUUUUGCAACAACAAAUCUUCUGUAUAUUAGACUCAGUCAAAGUGUAGCUAAAGAAAUAGGAUUAACCACCUCAAUAAAACCAACCUCAAAACCAGCUCAUUUGGAUAUUUGCAACCAAGAAAAAAACAAGCAAUACUUGACUCUUUCUGUUUUUCUAAUCGAGAAAAGCAUGUAAUCCUUCCACAAAUGUGCUGAGUACAUCUGAAGUACUGUAGUCAUGCCGUGCUACAAGUUAACCAGUCCAGUGUUUUUGUUGUGUUUGCUUCAGUGGUUUUGCCAGAUGCAUCAGAAAUCGGUGCCCGUCAGUCUAGAGCAGGGUCUCCCAAAGGGUUUCUGGUGUGAACGGGAUGACUCAAGUUGUGAAGAGGCCUGGUGUUUGUUAGCAAAGAAAAAUACCAUAUAGUCCCCUGAACUGCCUCAGAACUGAACUGUUCCAUAUAAAAAGGCUUAACUCGGAAAUGCAGGAAGCAGAAAAGCUUGUUUUAGUCACCUUACUAACCUGUAGAAAAAGUUAAAGACUGAAAACAAAACUGGCACACUUGUCCUUUUGCUUUUUGUGACCUUUGCCUAUAAGUUAUAUCUUUCAGUUGAGAGUUCACUGAUCUGUUUUUACCUCAAAUACCAAAACACUGGGGUGUCAUCUUUUUAGAAUGAAACACAAUUCUUUAACUACACAUUAGAUAAAGCCUCUUAACAGUCUAAACCUGGGCUGCUUGACUUAAGCUUUUAGUUUUCAUUAAUACUAGUAGACCCUCUAAAAGUUGUAGCAUUAAUUAAAUUCACUUCUUUUAAUUCAGUUUAGGUUUCAGGACUGAAAUAGACUGUUAAAAAUAACAUAGUUACCAUUAUGUUUCAUCACAGAGAAAGCUCAUUUCAAAAUGAGGAUGAACCGCGUGUCAGCUUUUAACUCGGGUCACGCAGUUAGCCUGCUUUCUGCUGGACAGGAAGGUGCCAAACACCGGUGGUUAGCUUGUGCUAGCAUGUGGUAGCUUGCAGUGUAGGUACAAGCAGUAAAUCUACACAGUAAGUCCUGCAGGGGGCAUGCUGCUGGGAGGGCACACAUUACAUAAGCAGUCAGCUAACGACAAUGCUAAUGCUAAACAAAGGCAGUAAUGAUUGUGUACAUGUUUGAAAAGGGAGUGAGCACACUGGAUAUUGUUUUAUAAAAUGAUCCCUCCACCGGUUAAGUCCUCAGAACUGAGGAGAGUUUAGAGACAGCUGAUUCUUCACACUGAUAUUUUGGCUUUAGCAUGGCUUGCAGCUGCUAACUAGCUAACUGAUGAGUUAACAAGUGAAGACAAAGAGUCUUGAGACAAAGAGGUAACAUUUCAAUUAACAAGUGCUUAAAUUGUGUCUUUUUUU
This is a messenger RNA of Labrus mixtus (cuckoo wrasse), 6481 nucleotides long. It is a transcript of the gene ankfn1b, whose product is annotated as ankyrin repeat and fibronectin type-III domain-containing protein 1. The transcript has 24 exons. Lineage: Eukaryota; Metazoa; Chordata; Actinopteri; Labriformes; Labridae. Gene Ontology annotation, molecular function: protein binding. The record is from RefSeq and is a predicted model, not a curated record. Gene Ontology annotation, cellular component: spindle. Gene Ontology annotation, biological process: establishment of mitotic spindle orientation; signal transduction; regulation of establishment of bipolar cell polarity. Bases 315 to 4418 code for a protein of 1367 amino acids.